This is a messenger RNA of Microplitis demolitor, 2657 nucleotides long. It is a transcript of the gene Mvb12, whose product is annotated as multivesicular body subunit 12A. The coding region runs from base 1024 to 2028 and encodes 334 amino acids. Lineage: Eukaryota; Metazoa; Arthropoda; Insecta; Hymenoptera; Braconidae. Gene Ontology annotation, cellular component: cytosol; ESCRT I complex. The transcript is spliced from 8 exons. The record is from RefSeq and is a predicted model, not a curated record. Gene Ontology annotation, biological process: virus maturation; receptor catabolic process; viral budding.
GUAUCACUGGCAGUUUGACCGUUGAUACGGCGGCUAUUAAAAUUUUUUUGUUUGACCACUGACCCAUGGACGAAAUAAUAAAUCUACUUCGGGUUUUAAAUCUAUAAUAAUAUAAGUAAAUAUACAAUGUUUGGCAAGUGUUUCACCAAGAAAACAGACGAGUCAACGUCGUUUUAAAAAUUAACGUCAAAAGUAACAGUUUUAAAUAACCUUGAAGCAUUUAGCGGUUCUGCAUGAGUUCAGUAUAAACAAAUAAUUCAGCCACGUCGUUGAUCAGCGGGUUAUUUAUUUUACACAGAAAAAUAUUUUUUCGGAAACCAGGUCAAGAUUUUUCUGAGUCAAGAGUUUGUCGGACAGAGAUUUUUAUUUUAGAUGAUAAAAUUGAGGUUUUAAAAAAUAUCCCAGGAAAUCAGUUUCCUAAGAAAUUUAAAUGCAACUUUUGACAUCUGGAUGAUGUACAGUAUAAAAAAUAACAUAAAUUUGAUGUAAAAUUAAAGCUGAUACUUUACAUAGUUUAUAUGUAAUUUUAUUUGAGGGAGAGACUCGAAAAUUUAAAUGAAAUUUUUUAUGUACACGAGGUCAAAUGUUUCAUUAAUUUUUGAAUUAAAAUGUUGAUGAUCUACAGCUUAUUGAAGUCAAUUGUUGGGAUAUUUUUUUGAAUUAAAAAUAUUUACGUUCAGUCGAGAAUUUUUUUUUUCUGUGUAAUAAUUUCUUGUCCAUUGAAUUCAUUUUGGUAAAAUUUAUUUUUCCUAUCAAUACAUUGUCUCAUAUAUAUAUUGUCUUAUAUAUAUUGUAUUGUCUAGUAUCACAAAGGUAGACUGUAACUCAUAUUUAGAUCACACAGUUACUGCUGAUACAAUACAAUUACUCUAGUAGUUGUGCUGGUAACUAUUAAUAAAAAAAAAAAAGGUUAUUGUUGCUCAGCAAAUAUCAAUAUUGAUCUUUCAGUAGUAUAUAUUUUGCUGUAGUUAUUAGUACUUGGAAUUCUGUGUCAACUUAUCAAGACAUUAAUGAGACCGAAAAAUGGCGCUGCUGAAAAUGAGUUCCAAGAAAUGGUUGACGUCCGGAUACCCAUCACUUUUACCGGACGACAGACCGAUCACUGCCAUAGGUGUCGUUGAGGACAUAGACAAAUGUCCGCCUAAUUUUACUGUGAUAUCCAAGACGUACGAUCAAGAUAUCGACGCUGACCUUUGGCGAGAAAGUGGACUGUUUAUAAAAAAGAAAGGUCGUUAUAUUUGUCACUCUAAAACAGAAGGAGUUCCUAAUUACGUUGUGCAAGAAAUAAACGUCAUUAAUGAACGAGAGUUUCCUAAAGAUGGAUUCAGUAUGAUACCUCAGACUCUGGACACAGACCAGAAAGCUUGGAGGAAAAAGCAGGUGUGCUACAAACUGCAGAAUAAAGACUUGUGUUCAGUUGCUGUGACGGACAUUAUCGUGUGUAGCCGAAUAAAAAAGGCUCCGUCUGGUUUCACAUAUGCUGGCGAGGUCAAUGGAGUUAUUAUCUGUUACAAACUUAGCGCGUUAAUAAACGGCGAUGCCAGCUCACAAUCUUAUGAAAAUAUCAAUAUCUUACAAAGCGUAUCACCAAAUCCAUCAAACGGAGUACCGCACAGAGCAGCACCAGAACGGCCGCCAAAGCCAAAGUUUUCACCUAAGCCUCAAAAUGGUGGCAGCGUUUACCCUCAGAUUCAAAUAACCGGUAACGCUGCUACGAAAAAAGAAGUUGAUGAAACGAACGACCGUGACUACGAAGUGUUGAGCCCCCAAGCAAGGAUCAACAAACCAACAAGACCAGCUCCUCAACCCCCGUCUUCCCACACUAGUAAUAAUACCAGCUGUUCAUCUGUACCACUCUAUGGCACUCUGCCAGGGUCCUCUGACUUGGAUGGAGUUCCCUUUGUACUGAAUCCUCUUCUGACUGUUGACACUGACCCCGUAUUUACACUUCCUGUGAUUAAAGCACGGACUCGUUUAGAAUUAGACCAAGAGUAUUACUACGACUUCCGCGCUGAAAAGGAAACUUAAAUAUAAAUAAUAAAUAAUAUAAUAUAAUAAUAAUCAUAUUCUAAAAAUGUCAUCGUGCCAAACGAGAAUUGUACCGAGUACCAUAUUACCGUUAAUUAAUGCAGCUGCUAUAUCCGAGAGUUUUGUAUCGACAUAUAGCGUAGCCAUGUGUACUAGAGUGCCUGAACGAGUGAAUUGUAUGUUAUAAUAAUAAUAAUAAUAAUAAUAAUAAUAAUAAUAAUCUUAUUAUCAAGCAAGCAAACAAGCAAACAAACGAACAAAAACAAGAAAAAAAAACAAUACAGAACACAGACAUCUGGAUAUACGUAAUGGGUUUUAUCUCAAUGGUUUUCCUCCAUUAUUGAAGAUCUUUUUUAAAUCUACGUUGUGUCUAUUUCGUCAUAUCUUCCAUUUAAGAUUUUUAUACCGAUAAUUAAUAUAAUUAGUAUUGUAUUUUUAUAGACUUUCGUUGUAUUUUUAUAUAGUUAUUAGACAUUUAUAUUAUAAUUGUAUCAUAUGUACUAGUUGCUUAAAACAAAUAUUUAAUUAUUGAUUAAUUAAUUAGUUAUUACUACUAUUAUUUUAUAUAAUUGCACUAUCGUUUUUAUUACAGACAUCACUGCAGUUUGAAAAAUAUGAGACUUUAUUAA